This is a messenger RNA of Sphaeramia orbicularis (orbiculate cardinalfish), 1045 nucleotides long. RefSeq names its product protein snail homolog Sna-like. Lineage: Eukaryota; Metazoa; Chordata; Actinopteri; Kurtiformes; Apogonidae. Bases 188 to 1045 code for a protein of 285 amino acids. Gene Ontology annotation, molecular function: RNA polymerase II cis-regulatory region sequence-specific DNA binding; DNA-binding transcription factor activity, RNA polymerase II-specific. Gene Ontology annotation, biological process: regulation of DNA-templated transcription. The transcript has 3 exons. The record is from RefSeq and is a predicted model, not a curated record.
CUUGUCCUUUCAUUGUAAUUGGUUGGACACUUGUAUGUAUUGAAAUUCCCCCGCGCGACCCGGGGCUCACGCACCUGACCAUCUCUGGGUCGGAGAAUGAGACCGUGUCCGUGGGCAGACGGACACACACAGGCGGACGCCGCUGCUCGUCACCUGGAUCAGAAAGCACCGAGGACUGCGAGAAAACAUGCCCCGGUCCUUUUUAGUAAAGAAGCAUCAAAGCGCCAAGAAACUGAGUUAUGGAAGACAGAAGACGGACAGACAGGAUCCCUCUUGCAGUGCUGAUAAGGGUGCAAUGUUACACAUUGACAUUCCCUUUCAUCAUCAUCCUUCGACCCCAGGUUCACAACUUCAGCAGAAAAUUCAGACUCUGUCCUUCUCCUCUUCGACUCCUUGGUCUCUCAGAGCAGGAUGCCUGAAUCUUCCAAGCAGCCCUCCUCUUUCCAUGUUAGCCCCAUCCCCAGAGCCUGAACCGGCGGAAUCAUACACCAAACUGAACCUGGAAAACCAUCAUGUCACAGGAAACGAGCCGAGGUCGGAGAGCCUCGUCCCCCGGCCCCUGCCUCUGUUCGCUCUCCUUCCUGGCGUUUGCCCCGGUAGCAGCAGUAGCAACCAGGAUAGCUUUGAGUGUGUCGACUGUCAGAAGGAGUACUUGAGCUUCUCUGGUCUGGCCAAACACAAACAGCUCCAGUGUGAAUGGAGUAGCAAGAAGUACUUCAGCUGUAAGUACUGUGAGAAGGAAUAUGUGAGUCUGGGGGCACUCAAGAUGCACAUUAGGACGCACACACUGCCCUGCGUGUGUAAGUUGUGUGGAAAGGCAUUCUCCAGGCCGUGGCUACUUCAGGGACAUAUAAGAACACAUACAGGAGAGAAGCCAUUCUCAUGCCUUCACUGUAGCCGAGCCUUCGCCGAUCGCUCCAACCUUCGAGCUCAUCUCCAAACACACUCUGAAGUCAAGAAAUACCAGUGUGGCAGCUGCUUCAAAACCUUCUCCCGGAUCUCACUGUUGGCUAAACACCAGGAGACCGGCUGCCCACUGUCCUGA